Messenger RNA from Spodoptera frugiperda (fall armyworm), 1520 nucleotides. RefSeq names its product histone deacetylase complex subunit SAP30 homolog (gene Sap30). Bases 512 to 1054 code for a protein of 180 amino acids. Lineage: Eukaryota; Metazoa; Arthropoda; Insecta; Lepidoptera; Noctuidae. The transcript is spliced from 3 exons. Gene Ontology annotation, biological process: regulation of DNA-templated transcription. Gene Ontology annotation, molecular function: protein binding; transcription coregulator activity. The record is from RefSeq and is a predicted model, not a curated record. Gene Ontology annotation, cellular component: histone deacetylase complex.
AUGCCGUAUUUCAUAGACGCUCCGCAACUUGAAGUCAGUGAGUGAGUGAGUGAAUGAAAUGACGAACUUGUAAUAAUAAAAUUGUAAUGGCGAAGCCAUCAGUUGGAGUCGGUGCGGAUACGAGUCACUUUUAUUCAGCGGCUUAGUGAGAGUUUCCUUAAAUCUCAGAAAAUAUUGUAAAUGCGUACCAGUUGUAAAGGUGGUGUUAAAAAUUGUCUAAUACAAGAAUAAAAUAUUCGCCAAAUAAAGCGAUUGAACAGUUACGAAGAAGCAAUGUACAAUUUGUUGCAUAUGUGCAGUGAAUAAAGAAUUACUAUUAUCCUAAAGUGAUCGGUGUGCAAUAUAUAAGCAGUCCGGCAUUUGCUGUGAUGAUUUUCAUUGAUUUAUUUGGUGCAAAUGGUCUGUGUUGUUAUAAAUCAUAACCUCAAUCGUGUAUCAUUGUGAAUACGUCGAACUGUUUUCAAUCGCCUGGUGCGGGGUGUAAUCGAAGAGUUUACUUUAUUCGUUAUAUAUGAUUCAACGGGAGUAUCAAAUGAACAACGGGUUUAGUACAGGAGAAGAAGAUUCCAGAGGUAAUUCUGACCAAAUAUGUUGCCUUAUGGAUGACGGCGAGAGCUGCAGGCGACCAGCAGGCAACGCCUCGUACAGCAAGCGCAUACAAAAGACUGUCGCCCAAAGAAGGCUGAAACUUAACAUUGACCCUCAAGCCAGGCACACUUAUAUUUGUGAUUAUCAUAAAACAAUGAUACAGUGUGCAAGGACAAAACAAAGGAGGCCCAAGGACUCGGAGGAUGAUAGCAAUGAAGCAGAGAUGGAUUCACCUGAAGUAGACUGGUUCCAAUUACAAGUCAACACAUUGAGGAGGUAUAAAAGACAUUACAAAGUGCCAACAAGGCCAGGAUUCAACAAAGCUCAACUAGCUGAUGCUAUCCAGAAACAUUUUAAAUCAUUACCUGUGAAUGAAAAGGAAAUUAUGACUUAUUUUAUUUAUAUGGUGAAGACAAAUGGUAAUAAAUUAGACCAGAAAAACGGGAUGAACUCUGACUCAGUGUAGAAUAAUGAUAUGACUGUAAUUUAUAGUUGAAUUGUGUAGAUUUAACAUAGUAUAAGUAGAUUUAUUGUUUCGAAUUUAAAUUUCUUCUUAAUUUUCAAUCUGCAUUCUACAAUAAAACAAGAUAUAGAUUGAGAAUCAAUUGCAAAGAUAUUUGAAGUAUAUUACUUCAUGCCAAAUUGUACACCUGCAAAAUUCUAUAUGAUUUGAAUGAGUGAAUGUUUAACAAUGUAUUAUUUUAUAAUUCCACACCAUUUUUUCCUUUAGCAUCCACAUGAAUUUAUCUAUUUAUUGCCUUCUUUCUAUGUAGUUGAUGUAAUAUUUUCUGUAUUAUAGUUGAAUACUUUCAGUGUCAAAUGUUAUGAUUGUUUAUUGACGAGGUACAUGCAAUGGCUAAUAUAGUAACUGUUAAGAGAUUAUAAUAACAGAAAGUUCUAAAAUGUAAAUUUAUUACAUUUUAUUUAACAAG